AUGGCGGCUUGGCACCGGAUAACCGCCUUCUCUGCGCUGCUCCAAGUCGGUUUGUUGUUGUUGCUGUUGUCGGCUCGGAGCAGCGGGAGACCGUUGGAGAAAUGUCCCGGCGACAAGUCUUGUCAGCCCCCGAGACCCCCUGUGGUCCUCAUUCCGGGGGACCUGGGAAACCAGCUGGAGGCGAAGCUGGACAAACCCAGCGUGGUCCAUUACAUCUGCUAUAAGAAGACCGACUCCUUCUUCACGCUGUGGCUCAACCUGGAGCUGCUGGUCCCUGUGGCCAUAGACUGUUGGAUAGACAACAUCAGGCUGAUCUACAACAGGACCACACACAGUACCUCGUCCCCGCCAGGCGUGGACGUCCGGGUCCCAGGGUUCGGACAGACGUAUUCACUGGAGUAUCUGGACCCCAGCAAACGCAGUGUCGGCAUGUAUUUCUUUACUAUCGUGCAGGCGCUGGUGGAGUGGGGCUACACCAGAGAUGAUGAUGUCAGAGGAGCUCCCUAUGACUGGAGGAAAGCCCCCAAUGAGAAUAAAGAGUAUUUCCUGGCGCUGCAGCACAUGAUUGAAGAGAUGGCGGAGAAGGCCGGCGGGCCCGUGGUGCUCAUCGCUCACAGCAUGGGCAACAUGUACACUUUGUACUUCCUCAACCAGCAGCCCCAGGCCUGGAAAGACAGAUACAUCAAAGCUUUCGUCUGUCUGGGGCCACCGUGGGCCGGGGUGGCCAAGACCCUCCGUGUGCUCACAUCUGGUGAUAAUAACCGCAUCCCAGUGAUCAGCCCGCUGAAGAUUCGCUCCCAGCAGCGCUCUGCCGUCUCCACCUCCUGGCUGCUCCCCUACGCCCACACCUGGCCCAAAGAUAAGGUCUUGGUGCAGACACCCACCACCAACUACACUGUGCAGGACUACCAGCGCCUCUACUCGGACAUCGGUUUCGAGGACGGCUGGCUGAUGCGACAGGACACGGAGCCGCUGGUGACUGACCUCACACCGCCCGGCGUGGCCAUCCACUGCUUGUACGGCAGCGGCAUCGACACGUCGGAGGCCUUCCAGUACACCGACAAGUUCCCGGACGUGGAGCCCACCGUGGUUUACGGCGACGGGGACGGCACCGUGAACCUGAUGAGCGCCGUGCAGUGCAAGCGGUGGAUAGGGAGGCAGAAACAGCCUGUGAAGCUGAUGGAGCUCCCGGGGAACGAACAUGUGAACAUGCUGCUGAACUUCACGACUGUGGCUUACAUCAAGCGUGUGCUCUUCUCACCCUGACGCAGGAAGAUGGCUUUAAUCACACAUGCACGCAUAUACUGAUUUAUCUGGUUCACGCUCACAGCUUCUUGAAGGACAGACAGAGACUGACUCAGCUCGCUUGUCUCUCCAGACACUGACGGCCAAAUCCUCCCCUCAACAUGCCACAUUGCUGAAGUGAUAGUAUUAAGACGUUUUUAGUACAAUUGAAGAAUCAAAAUUUAAAAAUUAAUUUUAUAGCUGUAACCGUUAUGUUAAUGUCGGGUUGUUUACUGUCGAGGUUGUUAACUUUUAUAUAUCGGUCUCAGCUUGCAAAGAACCUGAGAUUUUACUUACUGCAUUUGCGUUUUAUUAUGGAGAACGUGUGUACGCACCAGUCAUAAACCAGGGAUAUAGAGAACGUGCCACUUUCAGAGUUAUUAAUCACCGUCUGAUCUUUUUAUUAAUGUUGUGGAAGACAUUUCUAAACUCCUUUGUCUCUGAUGUUGUUUGGAUUCAAUGGUGAAGCACAUACAGUGUUCAUAUCUUUGUCGGUGCAGCAGGUGACCUGAGCAGAUGGCAUUUGUUUUUCGAGCGAUUCGUCCGUUGUUCCGCGUUUUUGCACGCAGCACAAGCUGUUCAAGGACUUUGGUUUAAUCGUGUCGUCCGUGUCACAUGAGUCAUGUGCUGAGGGGCUGACUGGAACCACACCUGCGCCGUAGAAGUUGACUUUCGGCACGUUCGAAGUUUAACAGUUUUACAGAGCU
Acanthopagrus latus (yellowfin seabream) is the source of this 1991-nucleotide messenger RNA. RefSeq names its product phospholipase A2, group XV (gene pla2g15). The transcript has 7 exons. Gene Ontology annotation, cellular component: lysosome. Gene Ontology annotation, biological process: ceramide metabolic process; phosphatidylcholine metabolic process. NCBI's taxonomy places the organism in Eukaryota, Metazoa, Chordata, Actinopteri, Spariformes, Sparidae. Bases 1 to 1266 code for a protein of 421 amino acids. The record is from RefSeq and is a predicted model, not a curated record.